Molecule: messenger RNA, 921 nt
Organism: Rhizophagus irregularis DAOM 181602=DAOM 197198
Lineage: Eukaryota; Fungi; Glomeromycota; Glomeromycetes; Glomerales; Glomeraceae
Source: RefSeq, a predicted model, not a curated record
GUACUUCUUAUUUAUACUUAUAGUCAGUUUUCAAAAUUUUCUAUUUCGACUACUGAGCCUAACCUAAUUUCCAGUAUAAAACAUGCAAAUUUCGGCAAAAUUGUUAUUAGAAUUUGUAGUUUAAUUCCUAUAAAUUGUAAUUACUCUUCUAAUAUUUUAUCUGUUAAUUAUAAUUAUAUUGACUUUAAUUCAAGUCAAUGCGAAACAACUGUGUCUAUUAUAAAUAAUUAUGUUCCUCAUAUUUGUAAUAAUGGUGGUGAAAGUUAUUACUAUAAUUUUGACUAUCAGAUGGAGAAUAGAAUAGUAAUAACCCCUAACAUCACUGAAGCUUAUUUAGAUGGAUUUAAAAUAGAUAAAGUUUAUCCAUCAUCUUCUAGCUUUAAUUUGGUUUCUAUUAUUCCUUUAUUUAUUGUAAAUGAACAGGCCGCAAUCGUAUAUUAUUCACCUAUAAUCAACAAACGUAUAUUUAGCAAGUAUGUUUACGGUCUUGUGGGAGGAUUGGAAGAAGAAUUCGUUGACUUUAAUGCACAUACUGAUCAUAUAACAAAUUUAUCAGCCCCAAAUACAACAAUGCUUAUAUUAAGACCAGUAUCAAAGGAUAUUUUUUAUCGAGAGGAAUCUUAUUAUGAUCUUGCCUCAAUUUUAUCAAGAAUCGGUGGAUUCUUUAGUUUUUUGUCAGGAAUCUUUAUAUUUUUAUUUGGAGCAACUAAGUUAGCGCCAUGGGGAUUUUUACAAACAUAUGUGUUUAGUUACUUAUGUACAGAAUAUCAAAGAAAACUUUUAAGGAAGCUCAAAAAUAAAUAUGAACCAAUUCUAUUCAUUAGUGGAAGGACCAAAGAUGUUACAUUGGAAGAACGUGUUCAAAAUAUGGAAAAUAUGCUUAAAGAAUAUUAUAUUAAUACUGAUUUUUUGAAUUUAUUA